UUAAGUGCAGCACAUUCCUGUGCACGGCGCCCGCGGACCAAGAGUCACAGGCGGUGGAGAUUCACCGCGACGCCUCGCUCGCAGGGGGCCGGGAGGAGCUCACCCCAAAGACAAAACUCACCUCGGACCGCUUGAGCAAGGCGGGGGGGAUCGUCAGCCACUUAUCCGUGGUUUGGGGGCCAGGGGAGCGGAGAUGUCGGAGCUUCUGCUGAACGUGCUCGGGGAGCGGCUCGUCAACCGCGAGAAAGCCGAAGUGGACGUGCAGGCGCUGGGCGAGCGGGUGUCGCUGCUCGGCCUGUUCUUUGGCUGCGGCCUGAACGCGCCGUGUCGGCAGUUCAACGGCAGCCUGUGCGACUUCUACGGCCGCUUCAAGCAGACUUCGGAACACCGAGACAAGCUGGAGGUAGUGUUCGUCUCCUCGGACCAGGAGCAGAAGCAGUGGCAGGACUUUCUGCAGGAGAUGCCCUGGCCCGCCUUGCCCUUCAAAGACAGACACAAAAAGAUGAAGCUGUGGAACAAGUACAAGGUGACUAGCAUCCCGUCGCUCGUGUUCGUGGACGCCGCCACGGGGAAGGUGGUGUGUCGGAACGGUCUGCUGGUAGUCAGGGAUGAUCCCAAAGGCCUGGAGUUCCCCUGGGGGCCCAAACCGUUUGCAGAGGUAGUGGCGGGGCCUCUGCUCAGGAGCAACAGGCAGUCGACAGACAGCGCUUCCCUGGAGGGCUACUAUGUGGGGGUCUACUUCUCGGCGCACUGGUGUCCACCGUGCCGUAGUUUGACACGAGUGUUGGUGGAGUCGUAUCGCACGGUCAAAGAGUCGGGUCAAAAGUUUGAGAUUGUGUUUGUCAGCGCUGACAGGUCUGAGGAGUCUUUCCAGCAGUACUUCAGCGAGAUGCCCUGGUUGGCGGUGCCAUAUUCAGACGAGGCUCGACGCUCGCGACUCAACAGGCUGUAUGGGAUUCAAGGUAUUCCCACCUUGAUCCUGUUGGACACCGAGGGUCAUGUGAUCACGCGACAGGGCCGCGUGGAGGUGCUGAACGACCCGGAAUGCCGGCUUUUCCCGUGGCACCCUCGCCCCGUGCUGGAGCUCAGCGAGGCCAACGCUGCGCAACUCCACGAGGGACCCUGCCUCGUCCUCUUUGUGGACGCCGAGGAUGAAGGCGAGCUGGAGCCGGCCAAGGAGCUGAUCCGACCCAUCGCCGAGAAGCUGAUGACUAAGUACAAAGCCAAGGAGGAGGAGACGCCGCUGCUCUUCUUCGUGGCCGGAGAGGACGACAUGAGUGACUCUCUGCGUGAUUACACAAAUCUGCCAGAGGCAGCGCCGCUACUCACCAUCCUCGACAUGUCAGCACGGGCCAAAUACGUGCGCGACGUAGAAGAGAUCACGCCGGACGUGGUGGAGCAGUUUGUUGGCGACUUCCUGGCAGACAAGCUCAAACCCGAGCCCAUCUGAAACGGGAGGUCUAAAUACAGACAAGAACGGGACUCUUCACAAUCAUCAUUAAUGCACUCCUUCAGCGUCAUCCUUCACUUUUUACUAUUUUAACUUUUUUUUUACUCUCUCCAUCUCCUGUGGUGCCUUGCAUUGACUCUAUCACCCCUACAGUUAAUAUAUAUAUAAAGAUUAUUUUGUUUUUCCACAUAUGGCAUUAUUAAAAUAGCAUUUCUGGAUUCUAGCGAAGCCCAGCGGACCUACUUGUCACUCACAUCUUUUUCACGCCUGGACCAUGGAACUUUGAAAACAAACAAAAAACAAACAAAAAAAAGAAUAAAGUGAAUGCAGAAUUUUG
Messenger RNA from Hippocampus comes (tiger tail seahorse), 1787 nucleotides. It is a transcript of the gene nxn, whose product is annotated as nucleoredoxin. The transcript is spliced from 8 exons. Gene Ontology annotation, molecular function: thioredoxin-disulfide reductase (NADPH) activity. Lineage: Eukaryota; Metazoa; Chordata; Actinopteri; Syngnathiformes; Syngnathidae. Gene Ontology annotation, biological process: negative regulation of Wnt signaling pathway; negative regulation of protein ubiquitination. The record is from RefSeq and is a predicted model, not a curated record. Gene Ontology annotation, cellular component: nucleus. The coding region runs from base 194 to 1450 and encodes 418 amino acids.